Molecule: messenger RNA, 5735 nt
Organism: Anguilla anguilla (European eel)
Lineage: Eukaryota; Metazoa; Chordata; Actinopteri; Anguilliformes; Anguillidae
Gene: ak9
Product: adenylate kinase 9
Exons: 38
Coding region: 122-5611 (1829 amino acids)
Biological process (GO): nucleobase-containing compound metabolic process
Cellular component (GO): mitochondrion; cytoplasm
Molecular function (GO): AMP kinase activity; ATP binding; ATP hydrolysis activity
Source: RefSeq, a predicted model, not a curated record
CAGAACGAGCAACGCGGAGCGCAGAAGAAAUUAUUAGUUUGUUUCCUGUAUCGCUAUAGCAACUGUACUGAGUUGAAAAGAAGAACAGAGCGAGGAUAGUGUUUUGCUGAUUAGCAAAAUAAUGAAAAACACGUGUCCUACUGUACUCCACGGAAGUCCAGACAUGAUCCCUCUUGUUGACAACCUCAUUGAAGACGAGGCAGAUAGAGAACGUCUUCUUAACAAACCGGCUUGUUUCAUGAUUAUUGGAAAGCCUGGAGUGGGGAAAUCUACACUUGCUAAGAGGCUAGCACAGUCCUGGAAGUGCAUCCUGAUUGAUGAUACUGAAUUGCUCAAUAAUCAUGUGACUAAUCAAACAGAACAAGGAUUAAGGAUUUUACAGAUUCUAAAUGAGGGGAAAAGUAUUCCUGAGGAAAUGGUUUUUCAAUUGAUUUUGGACAGACUGCAGUCUCCUGAGGUAGAACAUUAUGGUUAUGUGUUAAGCUGCCUUCCUUCAGUGUCGGAAGAGCACCUGAAGAUAACCGAACAGAUCGAGCUGUUACGAAAUCUGAAGAUGUCCCCCGAUUUCAUCAUAAACAUUAAGUGUGACGACAGAGACCUGAUUCGACGGCUCAGCACACAGAAACAACAUCCCGAGACCGGCCAAGUCUUCCAGAAGGAGCAAUGGGACCCCGUCAAAAAGGACCCGCCGAAAAGAAGGAGCUACGGAGAGGAAGAUGGGGAUGAGGGAGAAGAAGAAGAGAUGGAGGAAGAGGAGGAGGAGGAGGUGGGCGACAAGGACUUUGAGAAGGAAAUGAUGUCACAGCUUGUCAGACUGCCGGAGAAUUUUCCAGACAACGUGCAGCAGAGGAUCCUGCUGUACAAAGACACCGUUCUCAGACCUGUUGAAGGUUACAUGGUGGACCAUGAUCCCCUGCACGUGUUUGAGCUGAACGGAAACAGUGAUCCUGGCGAGCUGUUUGUGCUGGUGAUGUCACGGCUGGAGUCGAUGGCGGUCAGUAGAGCCGCGGUGCCCAUCCAACUGCUGCAGAGCGAGGAGGAGGAGCUACCGGACGAGAUGGAAACGGGGGAGCUGUUGCGGAUGCUCUCCGGCAGCAACAUGCUGGCGCCCGGAUUCCGGUGGAGGCGGAGCCGCUGGGGGCGCACCUGCCCCGUGGCGCUGAAGGAGGGAAAAAUCGCCAAGGGGAAGCCGGAGUUUUCCGUUGGGUUCCUGGAUAAGAUCUACGUCCUCUCGUCUCCGGAGGCCCUGCAGCGGUUCAUGCUGAACCCCCGCCCCUACCUCCUCCCGCCCAUGCCCCGCCCCCCCUGCCGGGUGGCGGUGGUGGGGCCCGCGUCGGCGGGGAAGACCACGCUCGGCGCGCUGAUCGCGGGUCACUACGGCGCCGCGGUGCUGGACGUGGAGGCCCUGAUGAGGCCCGUGAUUGGUCAGGUCCAAGCGGCCGCGCUGGAGAAGGUCAGGGAGGAGGCCACGGCAGCCGCCAUCGAGAAAGUGAAGCUGAAGCUCGGCUCGUCGCGCAGAGCAGCGGGCGAUACGGUGGACUUGGAUGAGAAAGGCGAGUCUGGCGACAUCGAGUCGGACCAGGGAGGUACAGGAGCGGCAGAUGAUUCCGAUCCAGCUGCAUUGUCCCACAGUGAGGAGAAAGAUGAAGGAGUGGAGGAGGAGCAGAUGGAGGAGGUGGAGGAGGAGAUGGAGAAGGCGGAGGAGGAGGAGGAGGAGGUGACGUGGCAGCAUCCCGAGGUGCAGGCCAUGGUGAUGGAUGCCCUGACGGAGGCGGAGAAGAACCCCGUCCUGCCUCCACCCAACCUGUGCCUACAGGUGCUGGAGAAGCGGAUCCAGGAGAUAGAAUCGGCCGAUGCCGCUGCGGGCGAGCCCGGGAGGGGUUGGGUGCUCGACGGCUUUCCGAAGGACUGGACCCAACUGUCCUCUAUACAGGACUCCGAGGUCAUGCCGGACACGGUGUUCUGCCUGAUGGACAGUGACACGGACGGUAAAACGAUACUGAGGCGGAUGUACGAGCGGCACAAAGACGAGGUGAACGCGGCGGUGGGGGAGAGGAUGGAGGAGGAGCGAAGGCGAAAAUUGCAGGAGGCGCAGGAGUCGAGGUCGGAGUCCAAAGUGUCCGCGGUCCUGGCUGGAGAUGGUCCGACAAAAUUGGAGGCCGUGCCUGAGGAGGCAGAAGACCUCUUGGCCAGAUCGGACAAUAGCGACGCUGAUGACUCAGAGGCGGCCGCCGUGGGACUCAAAGUUGAAGAGAUAACGUUGCCUGCGGCGUGGGAGGACGGCUACCCUGAGGGGCCGGAGAUGGGCGCCUUCCGGCAGCAGAUCAAACAGUUCGAGAUGGACUGGGAGAACAUGGAGACCUCCCUCACCGGGAGGUCCAGCGUCCUGGAAAUUUCCGGAAAGACGCCGCGGGACCUGCUGGGCGAGGCGGUCUUCCACAUGGAGAGGCCUUUCAAGUACACUGCCUGGGAGCUGACAGGGGUGGACCUGGACGAGGAAGACGAGGACGCCCAGGCCAUGGCCGACUGGGACAGAGGCGAGGAGGAGGAGGAGGAAGAGGAGCAAGAGCCAGAGGAAGAGGCCGUCUCGUCUAAGAGGUUGCUAGGAGACUGCCAGCACUUCUGCCCCGUGGUGCUGAAGGAGAGCAGCGUGCUCGUUCCCUGCACCGACGAGUUUGCCGCCAAGUACAGGGAGAAGGCCUACUACUUCUCCGGCGCCGAGGCCCGGGAACAGUUCCUGCAGAACCCAGAGCUCUACGUGGCCCACACUCAGCCCUUACAAGUUCCGGCUCUGAGGGUGUUCUUGCUCGGCGUUCGCGGGUCUGGAAAGACCGAGCAGGGCCGGUGGCUCGCCGACAAGCUGGGCGUUUUCCACGUCCAGUACCGCGAGAGACUCCAGGAGCUGAUCAUGAGCAAGACCCAGGGGCCGAUCCCCCACCCGGACGACGUGGAGCCUCCGGAGGAGGAGGAGGAGCCGUCGCCCGCGGAGCUGGAGGCUCUGCUUCGGCCUGCGGGCACAGCGCCCCCUGCUGCCUCGGAGGCCAGCCACAGUGGACAGAGCAGUCCACGGGAAGACGGCGUGGAGGAGGUUGUGUUCACUGCCGAAGAGGAGAUGAUCAAGUCUUACCUGUCCGAAGGGCAACCUCUGCCCCCCGAGGUCAUGGACAUGGUGCUUCCCCAGUGGUGGGAGGAGGAGCCAUACAAGUCCACAGGCUUCAUCCUGGAGGGCUUCCCGCAGCAGCAGGAGGAGGUGGAGUACCUGGCGCAGCGCUGCCUGUUCCCGGACGUGGCGCUGGUGGUUUCCACGACGCUGGAGGACGUGCUGCCGCGCCUGCUGCCCCCGCGGCUGCAGCGCUGGAGGGAGAGGAGGGACCGGAGGCAGGAGCGCCAGCGGCGCCUCCGCGAACUCAAGCACAGGAUGAGGGAGGAAGCUAUAGCCAAGAGAAGAGCUGAGCUGUUAGCUGAAUACGCUGGAAAACAAGAGCCAGAGAAGGUGCAGGAUGAGGAUGGGGAAGAUGAUGAAGAUGAGGACGAGGUUGACAGGGAGGCGGAGGAGUUCGAGGAGGAGAUAGAGGCCCUGCUCCAAGACGAGUUCCCACCUGAGGAGGAGGAUGAGGGGGAGGAAGAGGAAACGGAGGCCGAGGCUGAGGAGAGGCUGGAGACGGAGAUAGGAGAGAGAUUUGAGACCGAUGACAACAACCUCCAGAGGAUGGUGGACCUGCUUGCAGACCAGCAGGUGCCCAAGGUGGCGGUCGGCGGCGGGAGGAAGCCGCGCGUGGUGCGCUACCAGAUGCGGGAGGGGCUGAGGCGCCUGGUGGAGGACCGGGAGUCUCUCUUUGAGAAGGGCAGGCCGCUGAACUACGGCCUGGCCCGCAAGCUGCUGCAGCUCUCCUACAAGUACCACAGUGCAUUUGGGCACUGGGAUCCCGUGAGGUACAGCGAGGGAGACCUGAUCCCGCCAGUCCAGAGUCCCGCCAGGCCCACCUUUCCCCUGCUCUUCCACCAGUUCGUAUAUUUCUUCGCGUCCAAAGAGACUCGCAAAAAGUUCACGCUCAACCCCAUAAAAUAUCUUCGGCAACCGAAACCCAAGCCGUCGCUGCCGAUCAAAAUCUCCAUCGUCGGUCCGCCGAAAUCUGGGAAAACGACAGUUGCUAGGAGGUUUGCCAGUGAAUACGGACUCCAGCGGCUGUCGAUCGGGGAGGCCAUGAGGUCUGUGUUGGCCAAUCAGAGCCAAACCGAGCUGGCCAAUCAGAUGCGGAAGUAUCUCUCUCGUGGCCUGACCGUGCCCGACGAGCUUGCCGUCCAGUGUCUGGACGUCGCCCUGAUGAGUGUGGUCUGCAGCACCAGAGGGUUCGUCCUUGACGGUUAUCCAAUGACACAGAAGCAGGCGGACCUCCUGGAGGGCUGCAGCAUUGUGCCGAUCAGGGUGAUGGAGCUGCAGCUGGACACAGUAGACGUUCUGAAGAGGGGACUGUCCGACAAGAUGAAGCACCCCAGGCCCUACCCAGUGCCGGACAGUUCCCAAAUCCUCAACGUCCGCACCUCCGCCUACAAGCGGGAGCUGGCGGACCUGAGGCAGCGCUACCAGCAGCAGUACCAGAACUGGGCCUCCGUGGACGGGCCGAGGAGCAAGUGGUGGGUGUGGAGCGCAGUUCUGGAGGAGGCCAGGGCCAGUCUGAGACAGAUUGAGGCCUACCUGGAGAGCGUCAGGGCAGGACGGGCAGCCAGCAUCGACAGGCUGUGCGUCACCCCCAGGGAGCUGCAGUGCAGGCUGGGGGAGUUCGGCCAGUACUGCCCGGUCAGCCUGGCUCUCCACUGCCACCUGGUGGACUGUUCCCGCUCGCCCUCCCUGGCGCUGGCGGCAGAGUUCCGUGGACGCUACUACAAAAUGGCCUCCAAGGAGUUCCUGGAGAAAUUUCUGGAGAGUCCGGAGCAGUACACACUCCCGGGGUGUCCCCGUCCUCUCCCGCCCCCCCACCUGCUGCCGAAGAGUCUGUCGGGGCCGCAGGUGAAGGCCAGGUUUCCCCAGCAGGUAGAGAUGAAGGGAUACUGCCCAGUCACCUUCAUGGACGGACAGCAAAGAUAUGAAGCGCUUGUACGGGGAAACCCAGACUACGCUGCUGAAUACAGGGAGAAAAUCUAUGUUUUUGAGAGCGAAGAAAAGCAGCAGAAGUUCCUGAGGUCACCUGAGGUCUACUGGGACCAGAAACUGCCCCAUAAACUCCCUCCGAUGAAGGAGCCUGUGCACCUGACCUCUCUCCCAAUGCUGGGGUACCUGGAACAGGGUGUAGCCAGAGAAGUAAUAAAAGCAAUGACUGCCGUGGGGUGUUUCAAACCGAAAUUUCCAUACCUCAGCAUCAAGAGAUCAGCUCUGCUUUACCUGGCUUAUCAUCUGAAAGCAUUCAAUCCCAGGAGCUCGGACUACGCUCGAAAGAAGUACAAGAGGGAACUAGCCAGGUUUGAGGAGAGCUGUGAACUGAUAGCCUACCUGGGCGCAACAAUGACUCAGACAUACAAAAACCCUGAAGAGCAGCCCAUUGACUUUGAUCACAAGCUUCGCAAGUUCCUGUCACUGAAAGACACUGUGGAAAAUGCGGCUGAGGAUCUCUAACAGGAUGUGACUCACUAUUGUAUCCCAUUGCUAAUGGAAAUAUCUUCAUUUUUACCACAACCCAUUUGAAGGCAGAAAUAAAUAUUUUCCUGGUACUCAGUUAUCAGGGGGGAAAAAAAAUGUU